CUCGUAGGUCCUUAAAUGUUGUUUACAGUAGGCCAACAUGGCGGCGUCACCUCCCAGAUUAGAUGAUGUUAACCCUAAUAGUCGACUUUGUGGAUCCACCCGGCCGAGAGAAUGGAUUAAAUUGAACGUUGGGGGGACGCAUUUCCUAACUACGAGAACUACAUUAUGUAGGGAUCCAAAUUCCUUUCUCUGUCGGCUGGUGCAGGAGGAUCCUGAACUCCACACAGACAAGGAUGAAACUGGUGCCUACCUGAUUGACAGAGAUCCAACGUACUUUAGUCCUGUCUUAAAUUAUCUACGCCAUGGAAAGUUAGUGAUAAAUAAGGACCUAGCAGAAGAAGGUGUAUUAGAAGAAGCAGAGUUUUAUAAUAUCACCGAAUUGAUAAAGCUCUGUAAAGAGCGCAUCAGCCAGCGGGAUAAUAGACCACCCAAGUCUGGGAAGAAACACAUGUACAGAGUUCUACAGUGCCAUGAAAAUGAGCUUACCCAGCUUGUCUCAACAAUGUCAGAUGGAUGGAAAUUUGAGCAGUUGAUCAACAUAGGAUCUCAGUAUAGUUAUGGAAGUGAUGACCACACAGAGUUUUUGUGCGUGGUAUCUCGAGAAUACUCAUCAUCUCCCAGCAACCACCAAUGUGCCACUGACCGAGCUGACCACCUUGAUCUUCAUAACUCCAAGGAUUCAUUGCCUAUUCUAGAUGGAGAAGAAGAAUAUCAGAGGAAUUAAGGAAUUGGUGAUCAAAAUGAGGCCUGAAGCUAUCAAGCUAAAAACUGAAUCUCUUUAGAUCAAGUGUUCGUUGGUUUUUCAACUUUGUUUUGUAGUCUCAUGGAUAAUAUUGUUUACUGGUAUAAAAUCUGUGCCAAAGACUAGAUAUGGACAAAUUUAUUUUAAAGAGACUGUUUAAUAACAUACAUUAUUUUAGAGAGAUUGUUCAGUAACAUUCUUUACUUUAAGGAGACUGUUCAAUAACAUUCUUGAAAAGACCAAAGAUAUAGCUUAAAAAUAUUAGCCCCCUCAUAGUUCUGCUUUAGGGAGGGCAUAUGAACGCUGCUAUAUCUUGCUUCUUCAGUAUCGUCUAGUCUGAAAGGACACUCUUGAACAAACUGGAAUAGCAGUUGUAUAACAAUUUCCAAUAAAAGUUUUGGUGUUGUGUAGUAUAGCAUGAUAGCUUGAAGGGGUGUUAAGAAAACUUUGCAAUAUCACAAUACGUAUUGGUAAUAAAAAUCUUAAAGCUUUGUUGUGUCACAACUCCAUCAUUCAUAAAUCUGCUCACAAUCCUUCAAAUUUCCUUAGACUCAACAGUGGAAGAAUGGCAGUCUCUUAGCCCAUAUGCCACUCAGCUCUUGAGGUACCCAUAAAUCACUUUCCUUGUUUUUCGUGAGUUUGCUAGACAAUACUUUCUCUUGUCCAGAAUUCCCCAGCUUACUUCCUCACUGCUGAAUCAUCAUUUCCCAGAUGUUUCCAUUACAACUCACUAUUUUCUGACUAAUUAGUGUUUUUUAUGCUUCAGUUUGUUUCCAUUCAACUAGUAACAAAGGUAUUAUUUCUACAUCAUAGAAGGCACUUUUCAGUAGCUAUUUCUAGGUGGAUGGAUUCACUAUGUGACUUACCGUAGAUGUUGCAUAAUUACUCAUUUAUCCUGAAAAUUAUGUUUGUUCCAACACCGUAUACUUACCUCGAACUACUUUAGUAGGAGAACCUGGGAUAUCAUCCUGGUACCAACCAGAAAAAUCCGGUUAUCCCUCCCUUACCAAACCAUGCCAUGGCGGAAGGAUACAUGCCCUGGGGGUCAACAGACACGCGACCUGACUCAGGGGGUCGCCAGAGCUUUCCUGGUCGCUGACCCAUUAACACGUUUCAGCUCAUCUCCUGCGGUAUCAACCUGAUCUUAAACUUUUCCCUUUCUUUUUGUGUGUUAGUCUCUCCCUCUCUUGUGUGUCUGUUAACUUCACUUGAUGGAGUCCAAGCCCCCUCAACAUCGGUUACCAGGUCCUUCACAGAUGAAGUUUGGUGGGGCGUUUCUGUCCACAUUAGCGGUUGACCCCGACUCUUUGUGUACCAAGUGUCAUGGCGGUCCGUGCUUGCAGGAUUCCAUGUGCGAGGAGUGUAUGGAUUGGCCUCCUUUGCAGUGGGUUAAGUUGGCUACAAAGAGGAAGAAGACUGAAAAGGGCAAGUCUCCCUUGAAGAAGUUGUGCUCGGCAGAACCUUGUUCUGCCAGACCAUCGCUGUCGCCAUCUUCUCUCCUGAAGUCUUCCCCCGUUCCCACCCAGGGUGAGGACCUAGGCGAGUCCAUUGCAGAGCCCGAGGACCCAUUCAUGUCUCUGCCUAUCCAGGUACAGUUGCCCCGCCAUGGAACGAGGAUCUAUUGAAAGAAGUGUGGGACCGCUUUAAGCUGCAGGGUAUGCCGUCGGCCAAGAUGCUGUUUGCAUGGGCAGCCUGGGGUACUCCGCUUGGUCUUUCUGGUUUGGGCCAACACCCCCCCCCCCCCUCCCGUAGCUCCCACAUGCGUGGAAGUAGACCCCGUAGUGGGCCCGAGCUCUGGGUUGGUGGACCCGACCCCUUGGCCUACCUGCUUUAUCAGCGUGUUUUCCUCCCCUUCACUGAGGCUCCCGUUUGUGUCCUGGACGUGUAUGGUGUCCCCCAGAGGCACCAGGAACUGAUGGGUUCCUCAGAAUGCCAGACCUGGCCUUGGACUGGUGCCCCUCUCACCCCGUUCAGAUUCCCGCUAAAAGAAGAGGACUUUACUUGCUGGGCAUGUCCCCGCAGCUCCCGUUAGACUUGGCGGGCCAGCAGUCUGUCCCGCUCCCCAGGGGUGGGGCGCCCCCAACAGUGGUGGCCCCAUCCAGGCUAGGCUUCAGGCCCUAGUGGCAUCCCCUCGAGCUGGACCCAGCAAGAAGAGGAAGAAGUCAAAGAGGAAGGUUUCUUUCUCAGAAGUGUCUUCGUUGUCGGACUCCUCUUCCUUGGAUGAGUCCUCCCGCUGGAGGAGGAGCAGGACGAAGAAGCAGCGCUGUGCUAGGAAUAGUGCCUGCUCAGCCUCCUCCUCUUCUCACCAUGGCUCCCACUCACCCCGUCGUAGCCGUGACUGGAGGGGUUGGAAUAGGAGCGGUAGCCACCGUGACGGGUCACACAGUCACCGGCAUCACUGCUCCCUAGCCAGGCAGUCCCCUCGGCGUUCACCCGGGCAUGUGGCUCCCAUAACAGUCCCACAGGUGAGUCCCAUGAUGGGCACUCUAACCAUGCAGACCCCAUUGGAGGGUGACCCUUGGCCCCCCUCCACUCCAUGGGGGCGGCCAAGCCAUUCACCCUCUCCGUUCAGGAUACUGGUCCAGGCCUUUGCCAGUGGGAGUCCCAAGAUGGCCUCUCUGGUACGCCCAGCGACCCCGCUCCAGGCAGUGCUCCUGGUUCCACCUGUAGCCACUGGAGUGAGCCAGCCUGCCUCACCGGCAUACACCCCUCCUCCUGAGGCGGUGGCCUCUCAGCCUUUGGAGGACGAUGAGGACAAAGCCUUCAUCCAGGACAGGUUGCAGAGUGCCUUAGAAGGGCAAGGUGUGACCGACAAGGGAUCUACAUACAGGCGGGUCCUGGCCCUCAUCCGGAGGAAGAACCGCCUGGCAGACCCGAUUCCUUCCCCCGACACCAAGAGGUCCUCCUUGAUGGAUUUUCUUUUCUGAUGGGGUGCCCGAAAGAUGCCAAACUUUCCCUGAACUUCUCUCCAGCUAGGAGCACGGCUCAGGCCCUGGCCAAUGUGGAUCAAGUUAUAGUGGGGCCAAUGAACUCUCUGCGGUCCCACGGCUCUCUGAAGCUCCUCUCGGUGGUGAAGGCCAAACAAAGGAGAUUCUACACCCCAGAGGGCUCCUCUUCUAUCACCAGAGCCGUGGAUGGUAAUAUUACUUUCCUAGCUCUGGGCAUUUUGGAGGAGAGAUUCCUGUCGGGAUUGGUCUCCUUAUAGCAGGAGGCCAUGGGGAUGGAGGCCAUGGCUUGGGUGGCCAUUCACGCAACUUCCUGGCUCGACCUUUGGGCUGGGGUGGUGGCCAGGUUUGCUAUUGACCACAACCUGAAGGGCGAGGCCGAGCUGACCCAAUUCAAGGAGCUGGUCCUGUCCAGAGGAAGGCCAUUAACUACCUGACCACACAGUCGAUCACCCAGUGGGCUAACUGGGUUCUCCACAGGAGGGAUGCUGUGCUGACCAGGUUGCCCAGAAGGCUUCCAGACAGGGAAGCUAAGCUCCUGAGGAAUGCCCCGAUUAUGGGGGAAUCCCUCUUCCCGCAAGCCCUUGUAGAGGAGACCCUGGAAUGUUGGUGCAAGGAAAGUCAAGCCUCCAUUGUCUACAGGGCCUCCUCCUUCAGGCACCCUUCCCAUUAUAGGGCACAUGACACUCCCUGCCCUAAGCAGCAACAAAGAUACGGGACACAGAGCUCCUCAGCUAAUUUAGAACCAGUCUCCAGAGGCUGGGGGGACUAGGGAACGCAGCCCUCCUCCAGGGCCCCCUCGGCCCCUUCUGGCUCCUUCAGAUUCAGGCUGUCUUCUUCCCAUAGGGGUCGGAACGGCUGUUUCCCUAGGAGGAUGGAUGGAUGGAUGGAUGUAUGAGAUUUAGGUCUAAGACCUGGGAUUAGGGCUUAUGAAGGAGUGGCUACACCUCCGCUGAGGGGUACCAAGCCCCACGAGAUCAGGGCAUAGCACCUCUUUAGUCUUCUCAAAGAACUUAGCAGUCAACCAGAUUUUGAGGGCUGGGGUGUGGAACAGGCGGUCCACAUUCACGGCCCACUACUUUCGGGAUUGCACCUGCAAGUCACUGGAUACCUUCUCGAUUGGGCCGAUGGUGGCAGCUCAGCAACAGAUUUGACCCACCACUGGGCAUAGGCUCCAGAAGGGUGUGAGUGGCAGUAUGAAUGUGUGACCCCAUUUUUCCCUCUCUGUUACCCUUGGCCUUGGAUGUGCUGCGAGGUACACACUGGACCCAUCGAGUUCUUCAGGUAAGCCUAGAGUCUUUCCGAACUUGAGAGGGACCUGGACAAACCCAUUGUUUAUUUUGCCUAAUUAUCCAGAAUCCCCCUCUCCCACUACCAACUAGUGCCAUGGAACAUGGAAGAACCAACCCAGCCCCACGCAUCUCUAAGCAGGGCUGGGCCGUCAACACUUGCUCCCCAUGUCGGGUCUCUGUGGGUCGGGUUCCAUAAGCUACCCCCAGCUCCUAAGGGAUAAGUCUCCUAUUAAAGUAGUUUGAGGUAAGUAUACGGCGUCGAAACAAAUCACAAAUUCUUGGUAAUUUGUACUUUUCCUAGCUAUACUUACCUCGAACUACUUUAGGUUUCAUUCCCUCCCAGCCUUCCCUGGUAACUUAUGGCAGAUGUUAGGAAAGUAGAAAGCACUAGUGACCCCUGACUCAGGUCGUGUGGCCAUUGACCCCCGGGCAUGUAUCCUUCCACCAUGGCAUGGCUUGGUAAGGGGGGAUAACCAGUACUGGGAUGAUAUCCCAGGUUCUCCUAUUAAAGUAGUUUAAAGUAUAGCUAAGAAAAGUACAAAUUACCAAGAAUUUGUGAUUUUCCUGCGGUCAUUAGCAAGUUUCCAAUUAUAUUUUCAGUAUUCCGAAAGUACUUUCUAAGGUACACUACUAAUUUUCUCACGCAUUUGAGAUUUGUUUCUUAAUGUUAAAUGGUUACUGACUGUAGCUAAUUAUUAUAUGUAUUAUGUAUUUUUUUGGUGUUUGUUUUUGAAUAAUUUUCAACUGAUUCAGUGAUUUGUAUUACCUGUAUUCUGUAAUUGGGGAUAUUUUUUUUUUAUUUUACUUUACUAUGUUGUGUAGUAUAUUGUUCAUGCCAGCAGUCUUUAUCUUCUUUGUGAUUUUUACCCUUUUAAUGCAUUGUUUGAGUAUCCACCGUUUUUCUCAUUU
Messenger RNA from Macrobrachium nipponense, 5888 nucleotides. RefSeq names its product BTB/POZ domain-containing protein KCTD5-like (gene inc). Gene Ontology annotation, cellular component: cytoplasm; Cul3-RING ubiquitin ligase complex. Bases 38 to 724 code for a protein of 228 amino acids. Gene Ontology annotation, biological process: proteasome-mediated ubiquitin-dependent protein catabolic process; protein homooligomerization. NCBI's taxonomy places the organism in Eukaryota, Metazoa, Arthropoda, Malacostraca, Decapoda, Palaemonidae. The transcript has 5 exons. Gene Ontology annotation, molecular function: cullin family protein binding. The record is from RefSeq and is a predicted model, not a curated record.